AUGACAACACCAAUGACAGAGAAAUUUACCACUUCGAAACAACAUCAUGCUAAUAACAACGACACCAACGGUGAGGCAAACGAUGAAACUGCCAAACAAAAUCAGACAACACCAACGAAAUAG
Messenger RNA from Dentiscutata erythropus, 123 nucleotides. The record is from the annotation of a GenBank genome assembly. Lineage: Eukaryota; Fungi; Glomeromycota; Glomeromycetes; Diversisporales; Gigasporaceae.